AUGCAAGAUUCUGUUGAAGACUGGCAGACCCAAGCAUCAUUGAUGUAUGAAGUUUACAGAAAUGCCUUUAUCUGUAUAUCGGUAUUAGGCGCCGCAGACGACGCCACUGGUUGCUUCUUCAACAGAGAUAUCGAGGACGUGAAGCCUUCGGUCGUCACGCUAUCGCUCGAUGGAACAAGCCCGGCCAGGUCCUACUUGAAUGACAAGGAGAUAUACCGGUGGCAAGAUCGGUUCGCAAGCGAGCCCUUGGCACGGCGCGCUUGGGUGGUGCAGGAACGCCUCCUAGCCCCGAGAACUCUUCACUUUGGAAGCAGUCAGACCUAUUGGGAAUGUCAUGAAGAAACUUGUUGCGAAACCGAUCCAGACUACGAUUGGUGGAGGGUUGCUCUCUAUGGGGACUCCUCCAAAAUUCAAAGUUCGUGGAAAGGCCUGAUUGGCAUGAAGAGGCUAUACGCCCAGGACCCAGUCUUUGCUCUCACAGAAGAUUGGGGAAACAUCGCGAGAGUCUACGGCAGCUGCCAACUCACCAACUCCAGGGACAAGCUCGUGGAAAUCUCAGCUAUAGCAAAAGACAUGAAAAAAAGUCUGCAGAGUCUUGGAGAACCUGCUCGAUAUCUCGCCGGCAUCUGGGGGCAGUGGCUGCCACGAUCCCUGCUAUGGUUCAUAAUUCCAACAACGGCAGGUGACGAACGCCCCAGGCCAUACCGCGCCCCCUCAUGGUCUUGGGCUUCUGUCAACGGCGACGUUCGAACGGGGGAAACGAGCCAUUUGGACGACCUUACCAUGUUGCUUUCGUCUGUAAGUGACGCAGAAGCAACGCCCUUGACCAACGAUGAUACCGGCCAAGUGCACGGCGGUACGGUCACUCUGAAAGGCAAGUUGGUCGUGGCGAAACUGGACAACUGUACGCAUGGCCCAUGGAAGGCAGAGUCCGACGGUGUCAUGAACCUUUGGCAGGUUGAUGGAUUCGAAACCACUGACGGGACCACCAUCGAGUGCGAUGUCCGGCCAGCAGAUGACAUCCGUCAGAACUGCUAUUACGGUAGCGUUCUCUUCGACACAGAACAAGACAUGUGUCGUGAUGUUUUGUUUCUACCCAUCUCAGUCUCCCUCUUCGAAGGUCCCAACUACCAGUACUCUGGAUUGCUCCUAUCGAAGGCUGAACAUGGGUAUAGACGGCUUGGAUUGAUGAAUGUGGGCAUGGCUGGGGAGCAAGAGCGUGGCGCGUGGUUGAAUGAGAUUACAGAGCGAGAGUUGCAUAUAGAGUAG
Messenger RNA from Colletotrichum spaethianum, 1269 nucleotides. RefSeq lists its product as uncharacterized. NCBI's taxonomy places the organism in Eukaryota, Fungi, Ascomycota, Sordariomycetes, Glomerellales, Glomerellaceae. The transcript has a single exon. Bases 1 to 1269 code for a protein of 422 amino acids. The record is from RefSeq and is a predicted model, not a curated record.